Messenger RNA from Arachis duranensis, 621 nucleotides. RefSeq lists its product as uncharacterized. The record is from RefSeq and is a predicted model, not a curated record. NCBI's taxonomy places the organism in Eukaryota, Viridiplantae, Streptophyta, Magnoliopsida, Fabales, Fabaceae. Bases 1 to 621 code for a protein of 206 amino acids. The transcript has a single exon.
AUGGUAAAGGAAGAAUGGAGGGAUUUAGGUGAUGUUCAUUUCUUAAAGAUGAUGAGAGCGUUGUCAAUGCCACUAAGUAGAUGGAACAAGCAGCAUUUCGAGGACAUAACUGAGAGGAUAAAGAGGUUUGAGGAAGAAAUCAAGAAGGUGGACGAUGUGGUUAGUAGUGGACGAUAUGAUGGUACUAUGGAGGCAAGGAGGAGGGAGUUAGUUAGGUGCUGUGAAAAUUGGUAUGUGAGACAGGAUGUUCACUGGAAGCAAAUUUCCAGAUCUCGGCAAGCUAAUGAGAUAGAUAGAAACACAAGGUAUUUCCAUAAUAUAGCCUCGGCGAGAAGAAGGAAUAACAGGAUUAAGUCUUUGGUAAUCCAUGGGAGGUUAGUGAGGAAUCAAGCUAGGAUCAAGGUAGCGAUUCGGGACUUUUAUAAGCGUCUGUAUCACCAAGAAGAUUCUCCUUCUGUGACCUUCAGGGAUGGAUUGGUUAAGCGGGUAGAGAGGGAGGAUGCUGAAGCACUGAAGGUAUUACCGUCAGUGGAGGAAGUGAAAGAGGCAGUAUGGGAUUGUGAAUCUUCUAAGGCUCCAGGGAGUGACGAGUACAACAUGAAUUUUAUAAAAAAGUGUUAG